This is a messenger RNA of Brienomyrus brachyistius, 2606 nucleotides long. RefSeq lists its product as uncharacterized. Bases 345 to 1208 code for a protein of 287 amino acids. Gene Ontology annotation, biological process: regulation of transcription by RNA polymerase II. The record is from RefSeq and is a predicted model, not a curated record. NCBI's taxonomy places the organism in Eukaryota, Metazoa, Chordata, Actinopteri, Osteoglossiformes, Mormyridae. The transcript has 3 exons. Gene Ontology annotation, cellular component: transcription regulator complex; nucleus.
GCUCUGCGCUCAGCACCUCCGUCUUGCGCUCUCAUUGGCUGUAGCUGGUCGCCGCACCACUUUUCACACCUACAGGAUUUGGAGUCGCCGACACGUCUAGAUAUUUAGCCUGCUAGAUAUCUGACGGGCGUCUGCGUUUCCGUCGGGUCGCGUCUUUGAACUCAGCGAUCUGUCGCCGAUUCGUGCGCCGGAUUUACCUCCGAUCAGGGGGUUUGGCCAGUGAUCUCCCGAAAGCGGCGGCCUCACGCUGGAGAUGCAGCCAAUGAGAGCGCAGGACACAGGGGGUGGGGGAAACCCGGGGGAGGAGUCACGCGCAAAGUUCACGCUACACAGCAUCGAAAGCGAUGGCGGCAGCGAAAGCUCGGCGGUCCGGUUGGACCCAAGAAAUGGAAGAAAGUUUGGUUGAACUUUGGCAGGAGCACCAAUGCCUUUUCGUUGUUUCCGACGACCUGUACCACAACCGAGCCGAGAAAGAGAAGAGGUGGACAGAAAUAGCCAAUUCUCUUCAACGGCCAGUUGAGGACGUUAAGACCAGGGCAGUGUCCCUGAGAACACAGUACUCAAGGAUGAUUAAACCGAAACCUAGUGGCAGUCGGAACAAACCAUUGACAUUGAGGCAGAAGUGGCUUCUCGGGGUCAUGGAUUUCAUAAAGCAAUACAUCGUUCACCGUCCAUGCGACAGCGCUCUCGAUGUGUCAUUCAGUGAUCAGGACGACAUGGAACAUCACGAUAAUCUUACAGAUUUACUCGGACAACCUGCAGUCAAGAGUCCGCAGUCAAGACCUGGCACGCCAUCGGCCGCUGCGGCCUCCGCCCCCGAGUGGUUGAACGAUGAAGCUUCCCCAGCAUUAGCUAAUGAAGCUCCUUCACCUGUCCCAUCAGCUGCCAGCAGGGAGGCACGAGAGGAGUCGGGCGCAAGGGGAGUCAAGCGCAAGAGGAGGUCAGAAUCUGGUAUAGAGCAGCAGAGGCUUUUUGUCUUGAAACAAAUGGCAGCAAAAUUUGAUGCUGAUCCAGUUCCUGAUGCUUUGACUACAUUUGGAAACCAUGUAGCAUGUGAAAUAAGGCAACUGCAAGACCCAGCGAAUCUGACAAAAUUAAAGAGAGACAUCAUUAAUAUGAUAUAUGACGCUCAGGACGCUGAAAGGAGUAGCUUGUCCUCCUCAUCUGCACAAUUUGAUUACAGGAUACAAAAGAAUGAAAAAGAGUGAAAAAAAUCAGAAGAAAUACCUCUGGUUUCGUUCUCUGGAAUUGUUUACACUAGUUUUAAUAUUUCAUUGCUUGUGAGACACACAAGCUAGCUAGUUAGCAGCUUGUGCUACCAAAAUGUUUUACCAAAUGAAUUGACAAAACUUGCUUUGUGGUACCCUGGAGGGGAGAGGGGAAUGGGUGCUCAGCGGAAUCUCGCCUAGGGCACCUGAAUGUCCAAGGCCAGCCCUACACUCUGAUGUCAUUAGGAGAGAAAACGGGCUUUGUGAAAAGAAGCACUCCAAUGUACCUGGACUUGUGCAAAUGGUAAACAAAGCAUUAUUUAAUUGCAAAAUCAUACAUAUCUCAUAUGCUCUAAAGUGUAAACAUUGGCACAUGGCAGAUGCCUUAGAAGGUGCUGAUGUCACACUAACACAGGUCCUGUGUCAUCAUUUUUAUCCCUUGUGUGGUAUUCAGGUGGGAUGGAUCCAGUUUCAACGUUUUAGGAAAAAAAGUUGUCUUUUUUAGUAAUCGUACUGCUGAAAAACUCAUGCAGUUUGUUUUAUAAAAGGUUGGAUAAAUACAUAGUUGAGUUGAUUUAUAUAAAAUACUUUAUGCUGUUGUUAAAAAGCAGAAACUUUGAUGAAGCUGAAAUCCCCAGUAAACUAUCUAUUUAUCCAGCUUUUUAUAAAACAAACUGCAUUUGAGCUUUUCAGCUGUACGAUUUCGGGACAAUAGGAAUGGUUUUAGAGUUUGACCAAAGAGUGACGGAGAAGCGGCCAAUAACUGGUCAGCAUAUGUGGGACCUCCGUCCGGACAGCUGGACAAGCAUCCCAGGAGGCCAUGGAACUGGUGUAGAGGGGACAGAAGGGUCAGCCAGUCUAUGGGGCAAUUGGGGUUAAAGGGGAUUUGAAUGGCAAACCUCCUGAGACCCAACCCACAAUUUAAAAAAAAAAAUAAAAAAAUUGUCAGUGCAUAAUUGCAUUUUAUUAUAUAAUAAACCUUUCUAUGGGUAGGUGCAUUAAACUUUUGACUGGUACUGUAUGUCCUUUAGUACAUGUAUAAAUGGAUAAGACCACUGACUGUAAUUUUUCAUUGUUUCCAGCGGUGAUAUUCAUGUGUCAGGUUGUCUUCUCCUAGCAUGCAACUAGUGCCAGUUCUCACCGUUCUAGGCCAGUGAAAUUUGACUAAGUAUGUGCUAUUCUUAAAUAUGCAGGGAUGCUGUAAUAGACUGGCGCACCUGGCCAGUACACUGUAAUUAAGAACAGAAUUUCAAAGGCAUAGUUCUGAGCAUCUGACUUGAUUGGCAUUUCAUACUUCCUGAUUACAGUAAUUUACAUCUUAUUUCAAAUUAAGGAAAGUAAAGGUAAACUUAACACCCAUCAUGCCCCCACCCGUUAAUCAAAUGAGGAAAUGUGGCU